UGCGGGCUCAGCAGCCCUCCAGAAAGAGUGGUUGGAGGUCUCAGGAGGAACGACAGUCACAUUUCCCACCUUUAAGUGCAUCUUUCGUGUUUGACCCUCCUAAAAUGGCCACCUUUUAGUCAGGUGAAAAGCAGAGUGAUUAACUUCCUUGUUUCCUUGUUGUUGCCGUCCAAUGACAGAGAGGAACGGAGCGGCUCUGAAAUGUAACUGAAAGAGAAAGUAAAAAAGAAAAAACUCAGGGAAGUCACUCCAUUAUCCUGCUUUAUCAUUCAGCGACUGCGCAGCCAUGCUGUUUCCUGACUGUUAGUUCCUAAAAGUUUUACAUUUAUCGAUUAUCCGACCCGACGCAGGUCAAAUCAGCACCCCGCCGAGUUCAUCUGAGGUGAGACCUGAGGAGGAAAAUGUCCCGCGGCUCCAACGCUGGUUUUGACCGACACAUCACCAUUUUUUCACCAGAGGGCCGACUCUACCAAGUCGAGUAUGCCUUCAAAGCCAUCUCUCAGAGUGGGCUGACAUCUGUCGGAAUCCGAGGGUCGGACAGUGUGGUGGUGGUGACGCAAAAGAAAGUACCGGACAAGCUGCUGGACUCCUCCACUGUGACCAACAUGUUCCAUCUAACGCCUCGCAUCGGCUGUGUGAUGACGGGUCACAACGCGGACAGCCGCUCACAGGUUCACCGGGCCCGAGUGGAGGCCGGAGAAUGGAAAUAUAAGUUUGGCUAUGACAUCACAGCGGACGUGUUGUGUCGCAGACUGGCGGAUAUUUCCCAGGUGUACACACAGAAUGCAGAGAUGAGACCACUAGGCUGCUGUAUGAUCCUGGUGGCGAUGGACCCCCAGCACGGCCCCGUCUUGUAUAAAUGUGACCCAGCAGGAUACUACUGCGGCUUCAGAGCCACGGCGGUCGGGGCCAAACAGACGGAGGCCAACAGCUACUUAGAGAAGAAACUCAAGAAGAAGCCAGAGUUGAGCCAUGACAGGGCAGUACAGAUGGCCAUAUCUUGUCUGGCUUCUGUGCUGUCGAUGGACUUCAAGUCCACUGAGCUGGAGAUCGGUGUAGUGACCAAAGACAAGCCUAAGUUCAGGACCUUGUCGGAGGCUGAGAUCGAAACCCACCUGGUUGCCAUAGCAGAGCGAGAGUAGAGGCGUCCUCACUGGCAGCAGUCAACGAUUCUUUAGCAGGGGUGUCAAACUCAUUUUCAUUUCGAGCCGCAUCAAGAUCAUGAAUGUCCUCAAAGGGCCGAUUGAGGCAGAAUGUAUUAAUAAAACUACCCAUUAGCAAAUUGUUAAAAUUCGCAAUUCACUUCUUAAAAUGUAACAACUUUUUUAACAUUUUUCUCACAUUGAUGUAAUUUGAUCCUAUACAAAUGAAAUCAUAUUUGACUUCACUGACAAUAUAAUAUUUAAACACACAACUGUUAUCUUAAACUUCAAUUUACUUGACCUUAUAGAGUCUAGAGAUAGCUGCAGUGAGCCGGAUUUGGCUUACGAACCUUGAGUUUGACACCUGUGCUUUAUGGCAUUUCAUGUUCAGCGUAGCUGCGCCGCCGAUCGCAGUCGGAAAACAGCAAACAGCAUGCUUUUCUCUGUGUCAGGAGGAUGGAUCAUGUGCAUCUGAUAAUGAAUCGAUGUUGGAAAGGGUUGAUGGAUGCAGGUUCAAUUCAGGUGACAACUCCUGUGAGGUUUUAAUGAUAAAAUCCACAGCAACAAUCCAACAGCUUAUUUGAUACUGUUUCUUUAGACCCUUCUAAAUUCAUCAACCAGGGGACUUAUUCCACCUUCGUAGCAACACUUCAUAAUAAAACAGGCUGGAAAACAGAA
This is a messenger RNA of Gambusia affinis (western mosquitofish), 1820 nucleotides long. RefSeq names its product proteasome 20S subunit alpha 6, like (gene psma6l). Gene Ontology annotation, cellular component: cytosol; proteasome core complex, alpha-subunit complex; proteasome core complex. NCBI's taxonomy places the organism in Eukaryota, Metazoa, Chordata, Actinopteri, Cyprinodontiformes, Poeciliidae. Bases 402 to 1142 code for a protein of 246 amino acids. The transcript is spliced from 7 exons. The record is from RefSeq and is a predicted model, not a curated record. Gene Ontology annotation, biological process: ubiquitin-dependent protein catabolic process.